AUGGCGUCGGUAUCGCCGCCAAAACCUUGGGAGAGAGCAGGCGCAGGUGGAAACGCACUAUCAACUGCGCCGACUGCUGGUACUCCAGCAGCUUCAACCACUAUGACCACAACUUCGCCCGCUAACCCCGCAACCUCAUCCGCUCCCGCCCUCCCAUCUCGCCCUGACACUCUCAACGCCGUCGUCAACAACACCGCCUCUAAUUACUCACCCUACGGCGCGUCUCGUUUUGGAACGUCGUACGGAGGUUACGGUGGCUACGGCGGUAUGGGAGGCAUGGGCUCCUACUCGUCACCGUAUUCCCGCUUCGGCUCGAUGGGCUCGAUGUACGGCGGUUAUGGCGGUAUGGGGGGGUAUGGGGGGCAUGUAUGGAGGCAUGGGAGGGAUGAUCCCAAUGACCCCAACAGCUUGACCAACUCGUUCAGCCAGAGCACACAGACGACGUUCCAGAUGAUUGAGAGUAUCGUCGGUGCGUUCGGCGGGUUCGCCCAGAUGCUCGAGAGCACAUACAUGGCGACUCACAGCUCAUUCUUUGCAAUGGUCUCGGUCGCAGAGCAAUUCGGCAACCUGCGCAACACCCUCGGCUCAGCGCUGGGCAUCUUCACCAUCAUUCGAUGGUUCCGCACCCUCAUCGCCAAACUCACCGGCCGCCCACCCCCGGCCGACGCAGCUUCUCUAACUCCCGCCUCAUUCGCUGCUUUUAUGGGUGGGCGCUCCGCAACCACUCUCCCCGACGGCUCCCCAGCCCCAGCCAAACCCUCCAAGAAGCCAUUUUUCAUGUUCCUCGUCGCCGUCUUCGGCCUUCCCUACUUAAUGGGCAAACUCAUCAAAGCCCUCGCCCGCUCCCAGGAAGAAGAAGCCAAGCGCCGCGCCCUUACUGGCCCCGGCGAACCAAACGCUGCAAUGGACCCCUCUAAGCUCGACUUCUGCCGCGUCAUCUACGACUAUUCCCCCGAGACUCAAGAGAGCAACGGUAUCGACCUCGCCGUCAAAAAGGGUGACAUCGUCGCUGUCCUAUCCAAGUCAGAUCCCACAGGCAAUGCCUCAGAAUGGUGGCGCUGUCGCGCCCGUGACGGCCGCGUCGGAUACCUCCCGGCCCAUACCUGGAGACUAUUCAGCGACGACCCCAGCAAGCCAUUACUACCCGCCACUCGCACCCACACGAUGAAAGGCGACUCGGACCGCACUCAGAGCCUAUCAGCCAUCUCCAAGUCCACUGAUAAGCCACCUGAGCUCAAGGGCAAGAUGGGUGAUAUCUCGCCCGAGAGUUUCCAAAAGAGUACCUUCUAUUCUUAA
Molecule: messenger RNA, 1296 nt
Organism: Penicillium maclennaniae
Lineage: Eukaryota; Fungi; Ascomycota; Eurotiomycetes; Eurotiales; Aspergillaceae
Gene: pex13
Product: peroxin PEX13
Exons: 5
Coding region: 1-1296 (431 amino acids)
Biological process (GO): protein import into peroxisome matrix, docking
Cellular component (GO): peroxisomal membrane; peroxisome; peroxisomal importomer complex
Molecular function (GO): protein binding
Source: RefSeq, a predicted model, not a curated record